AUGUGCGUAUAUUAAAGGGAAGUGAAUGCAGAUACCCAUGAAAGGCGAUAGGAGCCUGUAAAAGUUCGCAGUACUGCCAAGUGUCUUCGUGCAAGACGGUCGAGGUUAUCGUAAUGAAGGCACCCACGUUAUCUGGAUUUAUAGCGGUUCUGCUUAUCGUGCACUGUAGCGACGCUCAGUUCAAAGACCUAGAAGGAUGUAGCCUCAGCGAUCUCGAAGCCUGCGGAACAGACUACGUUGUUUAUGCGAAUACUACGCAUCUAGCAACCGGAGGAGAAGAACUCAAAGAGCAAUGCAAGUUGUUCCUGGACCAGUUGACGUGCUCAGAUAAGCUCUGCGCACGCUGUCUCAUCGGAUUCCCCCGCGUAGUGUCGCUGGUGGGCCUGAGAAACGCUCACGAGUUCUUCGAAGAAUCUUGCACAGAUGGGGCACCUCUGUACAAAGACUACCAGAAGGUAAUUGGAUGCUUAAACGAAGCAGGAGCUAAAAUCCACGAGCGCGUGACGGACAUUCGUCUUAGGCUUCACACCAUUACCAAGACUAUUCCACCAAAGCAAAAGGUGGACUACGCUUGCUGCGCUUAUUACAACUUCAGACAAGCCACGGGGGACGUCAUCAAGUCCGAGUGUCCCGCGCCAGAAGUGGAAAAGUACUACUCAUCCCUGAUGGACAAAAGCUUCGGAGAACUGUUAGGCCUGGCCUGUGGGGAGCACACGCAGGGCUCAAGGGCAUGCAGAGAACUUGGCGAAGUCGUCCCGCCGGAGUCACUGACACCCGAAGAGGCAUCGAGCUUCGUCGGCCCUAUGAUUGACAUUAUUCAUUCGCUGACUCACAGAUCUGCCUGAACAGAUGGCGGCGUUAUUCCUCCUAUCUUGUCUACCAUAAGGGGAUAAGACCCAUUAACUCGCGCUGUACGUAUAGCAGCCAAUGUUCAUCCACUAGGGCUGUUGCCCUAUGACAUAUCAAGUGUCUCGUGCGGCAUGUAUUAUUUAAAAGACAGUCCCGGUUCAAGAACGAUUUCUUUGACAUCGAAUGACCAGUUCUGUAGGGCCGAGAGAUUUCAUAGUGAACUACUCGUAGCUGUCUUCAUCCGGGUGGCAGUCUGUGGAUCUGUCUUUACCAUAUCCACCAACAGAACUAAUGCUGUUUUUCUGGACACUUGGUAUAUUGACAUUGCUGAUGGAGUGCACGAAAUAAGCGCGUGCACAAAGGAAUCCGAGAGGAGUUCCCCGAACAUUUUCCUUGUGUCCGUAUUGCAAAAUAAAAUAUAUCAGUUUUGACUGUCA
Molecule: messenger RNA, 1286 nt
Organism: Ornithodoros turicata
Lineage: Eukaryota; Metazoa; Arthropoda; Arachnida; Ixodida; Argasidae
Exons: 5
Coding region: 114-845 (243 amino acids)
Source: RefSeq, a predicted model, not a curated record